AUGGAGGAGGAGGAGGAUGUGCUGAUGCAGGGGGAAGAAGAAGAGGAGGGGGAGGACCAGGCCAUAGGAAUGGAGCACGUGGUCAUGGACAAGAAAGCGGAAGAGGAUGACUUGGAUGAGGAGGAGGAGGAGGAGGAGGAGGAGGAGGAGGAGGAGGGCAAGGCCAAGUCCUCCUCCACCUCCAUGGCCAGGUCCCCCUUGCCCAGAUGCGAACUAACUGAGGAGCUGCCCCAGGACUCUGGGCCCAGCUCUGUCCUCUCCAGCUCCAUGGACCGCACGCUGCAGAACGACGCCCACGUUUCGCUCCAGCCCUUGGCACAGGGCAGAGAAAUGGCUGCAGCGGAGCCAGUUCAGGGGCCGGUGAGCUUCGAGGAGGUGGCUGUGUAUUUCACCGCGGGGCAGGGGGCUCUGCUGGACCCCGCUCAGAGAGCCCUCUACAGAGACGUCAUGCAGGAGAACUAUGAGAACGUGACCUCGCUGGGUGCUGGGAUGGUGAGUGAGGAGAAGAAGCAGAAUCCUCAGCAGGAAGAUUCUGAGCAAGUGGCACCACAUGGGGGAUUAUCGCACGGCUCCAGAGGGAAUGUGUCCCGGCAUCAUGCCGAGAGGGAGCAGAGAAACCAGCCAGCGGAGAAAGUGGGUAACUCCAUUAAUUGUCAGGGAACUCACCAGGACCUCCUGGAAACCACAGCCCAGCCGAGAAUACCCACAGGAGAGAGAAAAAACACAUGCACUGAGUGUGGAAAACAUUUCACUAACCACUCAGCCCUUUUAAAACAUCAGAGAAUCCACACAGGAGAGAGACCCCAUGAAUGCAGUGAGUGCGAGAAAACCUUCACUCUGAGCUCUACCCUUAGUAACCAUCAGAGGAUCCACACAGGAGAGAAACCCUACAAAUGCUGUGAGUGCGGGAAAAGCUUCACUGUCAACUCAGACCUUAUUGGACAUCAGAAUAUCCACAAGGGAAAGAUACCUCAUCAGUGCUCUGAGUGUGGAAAAACGUUCACACAGAGUUCAGCUCUUAUUACACAUCAGAGGAUCCACACUGGAGUGAGACCCUAUGAGUGCCAUGAAUGCGGGGAAAAAUUCAAUGUCAAGACAGCCCUCAAUACACAUCAGAGGAUCCACAUGGGAGAGCACCCCUAUGAGUGCUGUGAGUGUGGGAAACUGUUCUGUCAGAAAUCAACCCUAAUUACACAUCAGGCAAGGCAUACAGGAGAGAGACCCUAUCAGUGCUGUGAGAGCGGGAAGGGCUUCAGUGUGAGCUCGGACCUCAUUGUACAUCAGAGAAUUCACAUGGGAGAGAGACCUUAUAGAUGCUGUGAGUGCGGGAAAAGUUUCACCCGGGGCCCACCCCUUACAAGACAUCAGGGUGUUCACAGGACAGCGACGCAGCGUAGCAACGUUGUGUAG
Emys orbicularis (European pond turtle) is the source of this 1410-nucleotide messenger RNA. Its product is annotated as zinc finger protein 154-like. The transcript has 6 exons. Lineage: Eukaryota; Metazoa; Chordata; Testudines; Emydidae. Bases 1 to 1410 code for a protein of 469 amino acids. Gene Ontology annotation, biological process: regulation of DNA-templated transcription. The record is from RefSeq and is a predicted model, not a curated record.